Messenger RNA from Caenorhabditis briggsae, 264 nucleotides. The record is from RefSeq and is a predicted model, not a curated record. Bases 1 to 264 code for a protein of 87 amino acids. Lineage: Eukaryota; Metazoa; Nematoda; Chromadorea; Rhabditida; Rhabditidae. The transcript is spliced from 2 exons.
AUGGAAAAUACAAAAUGCUACAAAGACUACGUUUUAUUCGAGACAUUUGAUCGAUGUUCCCAUGACGCUUUUUCUAUUGGUCCCAUGAGUUUUUGCAACAAAAUUUUGAAGGAUUUCAACAAAAACUCGCCAGGAAUCCUGCCUUCAUGUGUUGUCGAUUAUCUGGAGAAGCAUCAAGCCGCUCGUCAAUACUAUCUCGGUUGUGAUGGAACAUUGAAAUUCGAGGAUCUAGAAGUCUUCAAUUCUACGGAUUCUACAAAUUGA